Messenger RNA from Coregonus clupeaformis (lake whitefish), 2772 nucleotides. Its product is annotated as C2 calcium-dependent domain-containing protein 4C-like. The coding region runs from base 223 to 1470 and encodes 415 amino acids. NCBI's taxonomy places the organism in Eukaryota, Metazoa, Chordata, Actinopteri, Salmoniformes, Salmonidae. The transcript has 2 exons. The record is from RefSeq and is a predicted model, not a curated record.
UCAUGAAGUGCAAAUCCAUCUCUGGUCUCUGGGGUGCAGAGCAGCCAGCCAGCCAGCCUAGGUCUUCAAACAGUGUGAGAUCCAGAGGAGGCGGGAGAAAACACCUGUUACGGAAGAAUCAAGUCGACAAAGCAGCCUCCACGUCUUCAGUAAGUGUAUUAAGCUGAAUUCAACAGACAGAGAAACACCCCCGUAUCCCACCUAGUGAAGCCAAGUGGGACCAUGUGGGUUCUGGACAAGAUCCGUGGGUCGGUAGAGACCACUGUGCUCCGGCGGGGGGAGAACGGGGACAAGGAGGGCAAUACUCCAGCCUACAGCAACGUCCUCACCCCUGAUAAGAUCCCUGACUUCUUCAUUCCCCCCAAGCUGGUCUCCUGCCCCCCAGAGCCUGAGACCCUGGACGUCGUCAAGCCCAAGGAGGGACUUUGGCCCUCGGCCUCUGAGCAGACCAUUGGCAGUAAGAAGAUCAGCAGCCCUCGAAGUCCUCGUCUGGUCGUCAAGCUGGCUGGGGACACCAAGAACCUGCUGAUGGCCGCCAACCGUCACAUCAUCCAGAUAGAGAGCGCUGAUGAUGUGGUGGCAGGGGACACCAAUGCUGACCCUCAGUCUCAGACCGCUAUGUCACUGCCCUACGUCCCCAAGACCCAGACCUCCUAUGGUUUUGCCACUCUGAUGGAGAGCCCCCACACCCGCCGCAAGGAGUCCCUGUUCCACUGUGACCAGACCAGCCCCCUGACCUCCCCCAACUGCCAGAGAAAGGGGAAGAGCAGCGUCAGCGAGGGCAACCACCUCAACCCCCCUGACUUCAACGCCUCUCACAACCCGUACCGCUACUUUAGCGGAGGGGAGAGUGACACCUGUUCCUCGGCUGAGUCCUCUCCCUUCAACUCCCCGCUGCUCUCCCGCUCUGCCUCGCUGCUCAAGAUCUUCACACAUGAGACACAGGCCAAGGUGGUGAAGGCCAAGAGGAAGUUUGCCCGCCACAGCUCCUUGUCCACAGACGAGUGCAGCUCGGCAGAGCCCAGUCCCAACGUGCCGCGGCGUCUCCACUCCCCUUCCCUCCACGGCAGUGGGCCGUCGGACCGGGAGCACCGGGAGCACACCAUUAACCUGCACAAUGGCGGCAGGGUGAGGCUAAGCGCUGACUACGAUGCCGGCACGGCCCGCCUGCGCAUCCGUGUUCUGGCUGCCGAAGAGCUCUACGACAAGAUGUACGACAUCAAGAGCAUCAACUGCUGCGUGUCACUGUACCUGAACCCUGGCAAGCUGCAGAAACAGAGGAGCACUAUCAUCAAGAACAGCCGAAAUCCUGUGUUCAAUGAGGACUUCUUCUUUGACGCUGUGACCUCAGUGCAGGUGAAGAACCUGGCAGUGAAGAUCAAGGUGGUGAAUAAGGGCACCAGCCUGAAGAGAGACACUCUGCUAGGGGAGAGAGAGAUUCCUCUGGGGAAGCUGAUCCAUGACCUCUAGAUUUGUCCUGGAGAUAUAGAACAGAACUCUGACUGACACUGAAUGAGACUAAUGGAAGAGAUAUAACUGGGGUUAGAUGUUUGCUUGGUGCUCCACAGAGAACUGUCUGAAAGGAGCAGUUCAUUUACAGGUCACUGACUGUUUGGUCUGGUCUAGCAGCUCAUCUCUUAGCUGGUCACCUCCCCAACAUUCUGUUCCCUGAGCCUGCAGCCCAACUUCCAGAUCAUGUGGUGGACAAUCAAAUAUGGCACAGGUCAAAAGACACCUGCACAUUUGAGUGACUCACUUUUUGUACUCUCAUGAUCUCGACGUUGUAUGUUGCAUGGUUGUAACUUAAUGUGACUCAUCCGCAGACGAUUCAGUGUUUAUUCAGUUCAGCACUACAACGCUUUUAUGGAUCAGUAGGUCUACAAUAACCUGAUGUGCAAAUUAUCCUUUGAUCCUGAUUGUUGUUGCCAUCUACAGUACUACUGGAGGGAGGGCCAAUCUGUGAUGUGACCACAAUGUCCCAAACCUGGAGGAUAGAGAUCAGACAUCACUGUAUGAAUCCUCUUCCGCUUUGCAUGAAUAUGUAAAUGCAGUGAUACAUUAUCAGUUUGUACUUCCGUUUCGUAACACCCACAAACCAUAGAGAGAGAGAGAAUGCAUGUCAUUUUAAAGAGUGUUUACCAAGUGGUUGAACAUGAUUUUCUACAUAAAUGUGGUAUUUGUAUGAGACAUAUGACAGUAUGGUGUAUGUGUGAAUUUGUUAUCAAGAUACAACAUUAUGACUUGUUUGUUAAUUGUCAAUUAUGUACUGCUCUCUGCUGGAGAGUGAAUGAUUGGCAGCCCCCUGUUUGAACCUCGACUAUACAAAAUAGCUCUCUACAAAACCAUUGCUUUGCCCCAAGCUUAUACUUUAUAUAACUAAUUGCUGUAUGUGUGAUAAUGUUGUUAUUGUGAAAAAUCAGUAUGAUACUAUACAAUUAUUAGUUUGUGCAUGUUCAUGCUAUCUAUAUACCUGCUGUAUAUGGGAGUGUGCUCACUGAGUUGUAACCAAUCCCUUUUUUGGCUUACAUCAGCAUAACUAAGAAACAUAAAUAUUGUCAGUAGAUUUGAUAAAACUUCAUUGUAGUAGACAGGGUCAAAAUGUAAGUGCUUUUAUGAUGUAAAUUCAAUUAAGUCAAAAAGUGGGUAGUGUAUUUUGGGGAUUGCCGAACAAGGCCUAUUUUUUUGUAAUUGAUUGUCUUUUCUAGUUUCUCAUAUAUACACUACCAGUCAAAAGUUUUAGAACACCUACUCAUUCAAGGGUUUUUCUUAAUU